CUGCAGGGUAUAGCUUUCUUGGAAAACAAGAGACUUUGUAUAUAAUCCGAAUACAUCAUGUCUUGGCCCAUAAUGCGCUCCUUGCCGCCGGAGUAUAUCGUUCCCACUCUGCAACCAAUUGGAUCAACAACAUGAGUUUGGUGAAGUCCCGCCGCCCUCUCUUCAACCUCGUCGCGAGUCAUCAUCUCCCCGUCCCCCGCUCUGCUCGUCACAUCUCCACCGCUCCUCCGCCGCUUCUCCGCCAACCAUCCACAUCUGUAUCUCAACGUCACCUCCCUCAUCCCUUCUCCGCGGCGCCUGCUGCCGUUCGUCACGUUGCCUACUCCCGCGAGCCCAACACCAGUUAUGAUAUUAAGCCAAUUGAGCCACCGCUGAACUGGGGAAUUCGUAUGGUGCCUGAGAAGAGGGCGUAUGUGAUUGAGCGAUUCGGGAAGUAUGUGAAGACGCUGACUCCUGGACUCCAUCUCUUGAUACCCUUUGUUGACAAAAUCGCAUAUGUCCAUUCUUUGAAAGAAGAUGCCAUUCACAUUCCCGACCAGCCUGCUAUUACCAUGGACAAUGUCAAUGUUCAAAUUGGUGGAGUUCUAUAUGUCAAGGUAGUGGACCCUAAGUUGGCUUCAUAUGGAGUUGAGAACCCUUUGGAGAGCCUAAACGCAAAAAUAGUGAUUGCUAUUGGCGAAGCUGCAAAGCAUUGGGGCUUACAGUGUCUUCGUUAUGAAAUAAGGGAUAUAUCUCCACCGCACGCAGUUAAGGUAGCAAUGGAGUUGCAGGCUGAAGCAGAGCGCAAAAAGCGAGCUCAAAUUUUAGAAUCUGAAGGAGAAAGACAGGCAGAUAUUAAUAUUGCAGAAGGCAAGAAGAAUGCAAUGAUUCUUAUUGCAGAAGGCAACAAGAGUGCAGUGAUUCUUGCAUCAGAAGCGGCCAUGCUCGACCAAACUAACAGAGCAAAAGGAGAAGCAAAUGGUAUCCUUGUAAAAGCAGAGGCAACGGCGAAAGGAAUUGCUGCUGUGUCACAUGAACUACAAAAAGUUGGGGGUGUGGAGGCAGCUAGUUUAAGAGUAGCAGAGCAAUAUGUCGAUGCCUACCGCGAGAUUGCCAAACAGGGAACAACGAUAGUUUUCCUUCCAUCUGGUGCUUCAGAAACUUCCACUGCAAUAGGUCAAGCCUUGACGUUGUACAAGAGUAUGCUAGGCAAAGAAAAUGCUGAUUGAACAAAGGAAGGAACCAACCGAAAGUAUCAUCAUUUUAUUUUGGAUAGUAGACAUCCGUUUGUUUAUGUUAGUGAUUUAUACUCUUAUGGUAAAGAAUAAAAAAUUUUAUGCCAUUAUUCUUCACUAUCACUUUUGCCCUAGCUGGUUUCAAUCUUUUAUUAUUUUGAUAAAGGUUGUUUAGAAAUUAUUUCUUUCUCCAUAUAACAUAACUGUAUUAGUCAUUCAUUGCUUAACUGUUUCAAAAAAAAUUACCAAAAUAUAUCCAACUCCGAUUCAUUAUAUUUAAAAAAUCUUUACCCAUUUU
Messenger RNA from Cuscuta campestris, 1512 nucleotides. Lineage: Eukaryota; Viridiplantae; Streptophyta; Magnoliopsida; Solanales; Convolvulaceae. The record is from the annotation of a GenBank genome assembly.